UUUUUCUCUCUCUCCGUUCCACCUCCAAGUUCACUUUACAACUUCGUAUACCCAGAGAUGAGUUUUUCAAAGAAAGAGUACGAAUUUCUGAAGGAGAUAGGCGUUGGCCCUAACAACCUCGGAUGUUACGUCAAUGGCGCUUGGAAGGCAAGCGGUCCUGUCGUUACCUCUAUCAAUCCCGCCAACAAUCAGGUUAUUGCUGAAGUUUCUGAAGCUUCCACUCAAGAUUAUGAGGAAGCCAUGAAAGCUUGCUCUGAAGCCGCAAAUAUGUGGAUGCAAAUUCCCGCACCAAAGAGAGGGGAGAUUGUUAGACAGAUUGGUGAUGCACUGAGAGCCAAACUUCAGCAACUUGGUCGGCUUGUAUCACUUGAAAUGGGAAAAAUACUUCCUGAAGGAAUUGGGGAGGUUCAGGAAAUUAUUGACAUGUGUGAUUUUGCUGUGGGGUUAAGCCGGCAACUCAACGGAUCAAUCAUACCUUCAGAACGUCCAAAUCAUGUGAUGCUGGAGAUGUGGAACCCUCUUGGAAUAGUGGGUGUAAUUACAGCUUUCAAUUUUCCAUGUGCUGUUCUUGGGUGGAAUGCUUGCAUUGCUCUAGUCUGUGGUAAUUGUGUAGUUUGGAAAGGCGCUCCAACAACACCUUUAAUUACCAUUGCAAUGACAAAGAUAAUUGCUGGGGUUCUAGAAAAGAAUAAUUUACCAGGUGCCAUUUUUACUUCUUUUUGCGGUGGUGCUGAAAUUGGUCAUGCUAUAGCAAAUGAUACUCGCAUACAUCUGGUUUCAUUCACCGGAAGUUCAAGGGUGGGUCUCAGGGUUCAACAAACAGUAAAUGAGAGAUUUGGAAAAUGCUUGCUUGAAUUAAGUGGAAACAAUGCUAUAAUUGUCAUGGAUGAUGCCGACAUCCAACUUGCUGUUCGCUCUGUUCUUUUUGCUGCUGUUGGCACAGCUGGUCAGCGUUGCACUACAUGCCGUAGACUGAUACUUCAUGAAAGUGUAUAUCAAACAGUACUUGACCAACUACUCAAAGUAUACAAACAAGUUAAAAUAGGAGAUCCUUUAGAGAAAGGUACCUUGCUUGGGCCACUACAUACUCGUACUUCAAGGGAGAAGUUUGAGAAGGGAAUGGAGAUCAUCAAAUCUCAGGGUGGGAAGAUCCUUACCGGUGGUUCAGUUAUAGAGUCUGAAGGAAACUUUGUGCACCCCACAAUAGUUGAAAUUUCUCCAAAUGCUGCUGUAGUGAAAGAAGAACUGUUUGCUCCAGUUCUUUAUGUUAUGAAAUUUCAGACUCUAAAAGAAGCUAUUGAAAUAAACAACUCAGUACCUCAAGGAUUAAGUAGUUCUAUAUUCACUCGCAAACCUGAAAUUCUUUUCAAAUGGAUUGGGCCUCUAGGAAGUGAUUGUGGUAUUGUGAACGUAAAUAUACCAACAAAUGGUGCUGAGAUUGGUGGUGCUUUUGGUGGUGAAAAGGCCACAGGUGGUGGCCGUGAAGCAGGGAGCGACUCUUGGAAGCAGUACAUGAGACGCUCGACUUGCACAAUCAAUUAUGGGAGUGAAUUACCAUUGGCACAAGGAAUCAGCUUCGGUUAGCCCCUUCGACUUCUGAUAAUAAUCACAAGAUUGCAAUUGCCAACUUCAACGGUUUGAGCUGAUAGGAGAGCUUUGUCAGGUUGGGUAUGAUUCUGAUUGUAGUACCCUGUACCAAAAUAAAAAAAAUGCAAAAAAUUAAUAAAGAAAACAAUUUAUAUUGUCAUUUUGUGUGGUCCUUGUUCAUUCUUGUUGGGGAGCUUUCUGUUUAAUUGCAACUUGUUGAACAGUCCUUACUCUUUAAUUACCUGUUGCUUGUUCUAUACCCGUGUCCAUGGGGACAAAUUAUGGCAUAGGAGAGCUUUGUCAGGCUGGGUAUGAUUCUGAUUGUAGUACCCUGUACCAAAAUAAAAAAAAUGCGAAAGAUUAAUAAAGAAAACAAUUUAUAUUGUCA
Camellia sinensis is the source of this 1975-nucleotide messenger RNA. RefSeq names its product aldehyde dehydrogenase 7B4 (gene ALDH7B4). Lineage: Eukaryota; Viridiplantae; Streptophyta; Magnoliopsida; Ericales; Theaceae. Gene Ontology annotation, molecular function: aldehyde dehydrogenase (NAD+) activity. The record is from RefSeq and is a predicted model, not a curated record.